Hemiscyllium ocellatum (epaulette shark) is the source of this 2125-nucleotide messenger RNA. RefSeq names its product tetratricopeptide repeat domain 33 (gene ttc33). Lineage: Eukaryota; Metazoa; Chordata; Chondrichthyes; Orectolobiformes; Hemiscylliidae. The transcript has 5 exons. Bases 131 to 895 code for a protein of 254 amino acids. Gene Ontology annotation, molecular function: protein binding. The record is from RefSeq and is a predicted model, not a curated record.
CUAGGCCAGGAGACAGCCUUCACUGGAGUAACAGAGAGCGGGGAGUGGGUCAGAGCAAAGCGGGAGAGUGAGGGGGCCGGGCCCGCGGGGGGGGGGGGAGAGAGACCCCCCCGCAACAACCAGCACCAGGAUGACAUCAUUUGGCUGGAAGCGGAAGGCUGGGGAGAAGGUGUCAAAGGUUGCCUCUCAGAACUUUGCAGCAGCAGCUGUGGAUGACAGGCUGGUUGCUGCUGAUGUGGAUUGGUUGCAUGUGACCAAGAGGCAGCGCAAGGUCUUGCUGGAAGAUUGCACAGUGAAGAGCAAGAGACUGAAGGACGAGGGCAUCUUCCUGUCCGAGAAUGGAAGGUACUGGGAUGCAAUCGGCCGGUGGGAUGAAGCCAUUCAACUGACGCCAGACUGUGCCGCACUCUACGACAUGAAAGCACAGGUUCUGAUGAUCCUGAACGAGGUUUUCCAGGCGGUGCAGGCAGCGGAGAUGGCAGUGCGUCUGGACCCCCAGUGGUGGGAAGCCUUGCAGACACUGGGCCGGGCUCAGCUUAACCUCGGGGAGGUAGCCAUGGGUUUAAAAAGUUUCCAGAGGGCGCUGCAUCUGUGCCCAGCUGACCGCACACUGUGGAAUGAUGACCUGGCUUGGGCACUGAAGCUGUGGCACAAGCAGCAACAGCUUGGUGAGUCCGUGCCCGCAGAGAGACGUGCUCAGCAAAGGGAUCCGGCCGGGCACCUGCCGGAUUACGACUUUGAGAGCGACGAGCUGGUCCAGGCAUGUGCGGCUAUCGCGGAGAGGGACAGACACCCAACAGUGACAGACACCAGUAUCUUUAUCACAGCAACACAGGGAACAGAGGCAGGCAGUCACCGGAGACUGAGGGACGGAAACUUCAUCCAGGCACGAUAGUCUCAGCGUCAGCACACUACACAGCCAGCCGUGUGUCUGUCCCAACCUUUGCUUCAUGCUGUGUGAAUUGUCAAUGGUUGCUGCCCUGCUUUUGGUCUGUGUAAAGACAUCUCUCCCCUCCUGGUAUCACUGGGGCCAGGGUUCUGGGUUAUCCUCCCUGUGACCGGCGUGCAGAUUAACCAGUCCCCCCUGUCACCCUAUAUCCAAUGGCUGGAGAGCUGGAAGGUGCAGCUUUAAAGAGGUGACAUUUGUAUUGCUGUACCUUUGUACUUUCCUCAUUAACCCCACAAUAAUCAUCUCCAGAAGGAAUCUCCCCCAGUUACUGACCGUCAUUGGGGGUGAUCUCCCCCUGGUUACUGACUGUCAUUGGGGGUGAUCUCUCCCGGUUACUGACUGUCAUUGGGAGUGAUCUCCCCUGGUUACUGACUGUCAUUGGGGGUGAUCUCCCCCUGGUUACUGACUGUCAUUGGGAGUGAUCUCCCCCGGUUACUGACUGUCAUUGGGGGUGAUCUCUCCCGGUUACUGACUGUCAUUGGGGGUGAUCUCCCCCUGGUUACUGACUGUCAUUGGGGGUGAUCUCUCCCGGUUACUGACUGUCAUUGGGGGUGAUCUCCCCCUGGUUACUGACUGUCAUUGGGGGUGAUCUCUCCCGGUUACUGACUGUCAUUGGGGGUGAUCUCCCCCUGGUUACUGACUGUCAUUGGGGGUGAUCUCCCCUGGUUACUGACUGUCAUUGGGGGUGAUCUCCCCCUGGUUACUGACUGUCAUUGGGGGUGAUCUCCCCUGGUUACUGACUGUCAUUGGGGGUGAUCUCCCCCUGGUUACUGACUGUCAUUGGGAGUGAUCUCCCCUGGUUACUGACUGUCAUUGGGGGUGAUCUCCCCUGGUUACUGACUGUCAUUGGGGGUGAUCUCCUAAGGUAGUGAUCCCCAUGAUGAGCUUGCAGGGUACCAGUCCCUCAAGGCGAUGCCCUGCUGAGAUUGAAGGCUUGGUUCUGCUCUAUCUGGUCUGGAUUUGGUGAUAUUUGCUUUUCCCUUGCUCUGUGGCAGCACAGUAACUUGACCCAGAAACAUCAACUUUGAGUGGACAUGUGACCUCCAAACUCACAGCCCACACUCUGCAGUUAGUAGCUGGAUCCUCGAGGACAGUGUCUCAGCGUUGGUGAUAAUGGAUGAUUUACACAACCUUUCUGCACUGUACAGAAUAAAGCUUUGUGUUAUUAUUCACCAA